Messenger RNA from Acaromyces ingoldii, 2440 nucleotides. RefSeq lists its product as hypothetical. Gene Ontology annotation, biological process: regulation of DNA-templated transcription. The coding region runs from base 352 to 2343 and encodes 663 amino acids. Gene Ontology annotation, molecular function: DNA-binding transcription factor activity, RNA polymerase II-specific; zinc ion binding. The transcript has 4 exons. NCBI's taxonomy places the organism in Eukaryota, Fungi, Basidiomycota, Exobasidiomycetes, Exobasidiales, Cryptobasidiaceae. The record is from RefSeq and is a predicted model, not a curated record.
CUCGUUGCGUGCUUCUCAUGCGACCUUUGCGCCGGUAGCUCGAACGACAAAGAGACGUAGCAAAGUACAGGAGCUCGUGUGACGGGAACAGACCGAAAAUAAAAUACUCCAAGGAGCGCAUAUUGACGUAAAGCGGGGAGGGUGAAGGCGUCGCGGACCACAAGUGAAUGAUAUCGCAUUCAUUGUUCGGGAUCUGCUCCAAAUUUUCGCCGACGAACGAGCAAGGAAGCCAGAGGCGUACGAGCUCUUCUCGGGAGGACGAGGUGCUGAGAUCGUCAGGCUGAGAAGCAGGGCUUUAAGGGUUUUCUCGCAAUCGGGAGAGAGGCGGUUCCGAAAUCGCACGAAAAGAGCAUGAUGAGCUCCUCCACCAGGCGGCAGAGACACCCCAGGCCUAUCAAGCAAUGCUCGGAGUGUCGGCGGCGGAAGAAAAAGUGCGACGGCUAUGGCGCCCGAGAUGGAGGGGCCUGCGGUCCAUGUCGUGAAAGAGGCGUCUCUAAUCGCUGUCACUGGGGUGGCGACUUAGCCUCAUCGCCAUCGUCUCACCCAGUCCAGUUUGAUGAACCCCCACGCACGAGGCCGCAUCCCGAGAGCGUGGCCUUAAUCAACGAGCUCACGCAGGCCGAUACUUUCUCGCCCGCAAGAAAUCAAGAGGAACGAAGGAGUGCUCCGAAACGCAGCUUCCCGAGCCGCUCCCAAGCUCUUAAUCUGGCCCAAAUCUACGAAGAUCAGCUCUGCUUUGGUGGUCUCCACGUCAUCGAUUUUGAUGCGGUGAGAAGAGGUGCUGAAGAGCUGCCGAAGAUCGAGCAGAAUGACUUGCUGGCGCUCGUUCUGCUCCUUGCCGCCUCGACCCUGGACCUACUGCCGUCCUCGUACGCCAUUUCACUCGGACUCGUUACUAGAUCCGAAGAGAUCGAAGCGCUGGUCAGACACUGGACCGAUGAGGGUCUUUCCGCUCUCAUGGCGUGUGAUUUGUACCUGCAGCCGACAAUAUUGGCUGUACAAGCGUUGGUUGUCUAUCAGUACAAUCUUGUCGAACACGGAGAAUCAUUUCGAAUGGUACAGACGAUCGAUCUGGCAAUCAGGGCUGCCAGAAAGCUAGGAUUGGACCGACUCAGGUCGAUGGAGGAGGACGAAGCGCUGUGGGCGCAGCAAGACGAGCAGCAGCCUGCCCCCACGCUUGCUUACCACUCAUGCGGAGAGUGGGCCGUGGAGACGCUUCGCUCGAGAGACAGGAGGGCAAGGGAGCUUGGUAGGUCCCAGUGGUGGAUGCUCACCUCGAGAGACUGGGCUGGGACACGACAGCAUGGCUCCUACAGCAUCCACCCCAACAGCUUCGACACGCAGCCUCCCCAGCUCGUCAUCAACGGCAGUCAAGAUCCGUGGGACUAUCUCGUACAGGCUUCCGAUGUUGCCAGAAGGUUCAGCGACCUAUGUGCCCAGGCGGCAACGUCAACCUUGACUGGCCAUCUGAGCUAUGCGGACGUGCUGGCCUUUGACGCAGAAGUACAGCAGCUUCUUGAGCGGAGGCCCCCGUGGCUGCGGCCGGAAGAAGAGCAAAGUAGACCAAAUGGAGGUGCACAAACAUUCAUCGUCGACGCCUUUGGGAGACGCAAAGAGAGUCCAUUUCUGCCGAUAUUGCUUUCAUGCACCCUCUGGCACCGCCUCUUUGUCAUCCAUCGGCCUUUCUUGGCCCUGAGCAUUAGCGAUCCUAGCCAGUACGGCCUGUCGGAUACGAGAACGUGGGAUGUGGCUAUCCUUUUCCUCGAUGUCACGAGAAGAGGUGUCGAUAAAGGCAUGCUUCUGAUCAACCAAGCCGUCUUCCUCUAUCGGACCCAGCAAGCCGCACUGGUCCUCAUCACGCAUCUGUUGCUUGGCGCAGUGGCUCAAUGCACGCCUCGGCCUUCGCUAGCUGAGCGCAUUCAGAUUCACGGCCUCAUCACCUUUGCCAUCAUGACUCUCAAGCGCAGAGGCGCCGGCAACAAGCUCGAAGCGCUAGUCGCAUCAUGCUCUCCUUGGAUGAACGAGCAAGUCAUUCCUUCCUAUACCCUUCCCCACCCACCUUCUUCUUCCAUUCCUCCUUCAUCUUCGCUGCUCUCCCCAACGUCGAGCGCAGACCUACCCCACGGUGCUCAUCAUCAGCAUCAUCAUCAUCAUCAUCAUCAGCAGCAGCAGCAGCAGCAGCGGGAUCAAGCCCCUCCUCCUCCUCCCACGGUGGCGGAUAUCACCAAUCUUUUCGAUCUCGACACACAACUGUUUCGCCUUGACAACAGCGCCCCUGACGACGGCGGCGAGAUCUGGCAUCAUCUUGAUGGAAUCUUCCGUGGCGGCAACGCAUCAUCAUGAGGUCCUGACCGUGACACUCGCCGUUGCACACAUUCAUGAAAAGAAAUGCAAUUUUGGGCAAUAGAAGACGAGAUUUACGCCUGCCCGUGUUUCUCCU